AUGAGGGAUGUGCGAAUUGGUAAAACGGCAGACCCCCACUUCCGCGCCAAGCCAGUCGAGAUCGUUGUCGGUACAGGAACAGACCAAGUCAGCUACUUCGUGCAUGAUCAGCAGCUCCGUCAACACUCGGCCUUCUUUGCCACAGCUAUGGAGGACGGCAGUGGGUUGAUGGAGGGCGAAGUGCGCAAAGUCGAACUUCCCAAAGACGAAGCUGUCGUGUUUGGCGAUUAUGUUCACUGGCUAUGCAACUCGACCAUCUUCUACAUUAGAGGAGCCGAAGGACCAGACUGGCAGCCUCUGAUCAAGCUAUACAUCCUGGCGCAGAAGCUGCUCGAUGGACAUUGCCAAGAUGGUAUCAUUGAUGCGCUGAUCCAGAGCUCCUGUGAAGUGGGCUCGGAUGGGUCGAAUUGGUACCCGUUCACCAUGAACGUCGAUCUGGUUCACAAGCAUACCUCGGUGGGCUCGCCCCUGCGGCGGCUGAUGGUUGGCAACCGUGUGUAUCUGGGUCGUGCAACUCGGAUCGACACAAUAACUCCUCACAACAACAAUCUUGACUUCGCUGUCGAUCUUCUCACUGCUUUCCUUACGAAGCGUGAGCGCUCGGGUGACGACUGGAAGAUUGAAGGACACUGUGGGGGUCUGGAGACGGGCAUUUAUCAUGCCCACGGCAAGGAUGAGCCUUGCAGCGGCGAAGUCACGGUCGUGGGCGGCUAUGUUGUAGGCGGUGGAGGGUCCCUCGAGUGA
Molecule: messenger RNA, 744 nt
Organism: Baudoinia panamericana UAMH 10762
Lineage: Eukaryota; Fungi; Ascomycota; Dothideomycetes; Mycosphaerellales; Teratosphaeriaceae
Exons: 2
Coding region: 1-744 (247 amino acids)
Source: RefSeq, a predicted model, not a curated record